Amphiprion ocellaris (clown anemonefish) is the source of this 6607-nucleotide messenger RNA. RefSeq names its product adaptor protein, phosphotyrosine interaction, PH domain and leucine zipper containing 1 (gene appl1). NCBI's taxonomy places the organism in Eukaryota, Metazoa, Chordata, Actinopteri, Pomacentridae. Gene Ontology annotation, biological process: signaling. The transcript has 22 exons. Gene Ontology annotation, cellular component: cytoplasm; endosome membrane. Bases 136 to 2262 code for a protein of 708 amino acids. The record is from RefSeq and is a predicted model, not a curated record. Gene Ontology annotation, molecular function: identical protein binding.
CUUGCGGAGCGGGGAGGAGCGGUUUUGGGGUGUUGUGAAUUCGUGUAGCUAAGAAAUCUUGAGUGGGAGUUGUCGGACCUAUUUGCUGUGCGUUUUUCCCGUGGAUUCGCACCGAUCAACGCUUCAGCCGCAGCUAUGCCCGGAAUAGAAAAGCUGCCGAUAGAGGAGACGCUGGAGGACAGCCCGCAGACUCGCUCUCUGCUGGGGGUGUUUGAGGAGGACACUGCAGCCAUCUCCAACUACUGCACACAGCUGUAUCAGGCCAUGCAGAGGAUUUAUGAUGCACAGAAUGAGCUCAGUGCUGCGACUCACCUGACCUCCAGACUGCUGAAAGAAUACGACAAACAGCGUUUUCCUCUAGGGGGCGAUGAUGAGGUGAUGAGCUCGACCCUGCAGCAGUUUGCAAAAGUCAUUGAUGAGCUGAGCUCCUGUCAUGCUGUUCUGUCCACCCAGCUCGCAGACGCCAUGAUGUUUCCCAUCACUCAGUUUAAAGAGAGAGACCUGAAAGAGAUCCUAACGCUUAAAGAAGUCUUCCAAAUAGCCAGUGAUGAUCACGACACAGCCAUUAACAGAUACAGUCGUCUGUCCAAGAAAAGGGACAACGACAAGCUGCGAGCGGAGGUGGUGGAAGACGUCUACACCUCCCGUAAGAAGCAGCACCAGACCAUGAUGCACUACUUCUGCUCUCUGAACAUGCUGCAGUACAAGAAGAAGACGGCUCUCCUGGAGCCGCUGCUGGGCUAUAUGCAGGCUCAGAUCAGUUUCUUCAAGCUAGGCUCAGAGAACCUCACCCAGCAGUGGGAAGACUUCCUGGGAACUAUCGGCACCAGCGUCCAGAAUGUUCGACGGGAGAUGGAGGAGGAGGUGGGGCAGAUGCAGCAGACCAUCCAGCAGAUGGAGAGGUCAUGUGACCCGCUGUAUGCACCAUGUGACCCUGACCCUGCCUACUCCACUGUGUGUCGCAGCCUGACCAGGAAACAGGGCUAUCUGCACAUCCGCAAUAAGACCGGCCUGGUGUCGUCAUCAUGGGAGCGUCAGUAUUUCUUCACGCAGGGUGGAAACCUGAUGCACCAGGGCCGUGGUGAGGUGGCGGGCGGGCUGGUCACGGACCUGGACAACUGCUCCGUCAUGGCCGUGGACUGUGAUGACCGCAGGUUCUGUUUUCAGGUCACUUCCUUCGACGGCAAAAAAGUGGUGACGCUGCAGGCGGAGAGCAGGAAGGACUGCGAGGAGUGGAUUGCCACCAUCAACAACAUCUCCAAGAGGAUCUAUCUGAGUGAAAACGCAGAGGAGCUGGCAGCCAGAGUGAACCAAUCAGCUCUGGAAGCUGUGACGCCAUCACCGUCCUUCCAGCAGAGACAUGAGAGCAUGAGACCGAGCAGUAAAGGUCGUAGCGGCCGAGCAAGCAGCAUCAGCUCCGUGGGCUCUGAGCCGUCACCUGCUCUCUCUGUGCUCUCAUUGGAUGCGCUGGUCGCCCCGGAAACACCCAUCCAGUUUGACAUCAUUUCUCCCGUCAGCGAGGAGAACCUGGGGCAGAGCAAGACGGCAGCACAGUCCGGCAGAAGGAGUAAUCCAUUUGGGGAGUCAGGAGACAGCACAUCAGAGGACAGUGAAGACUCCAUCCUCCACCAGCUCUUCAUCGUUCGCUUCCUGGGCUCCAUGGAGGUGAGAACCGCUGAGUCGGUGGACGUCAUAUCUGAGACCAUGAGGCAGAUCCUGGCUGCCAGAGCCAUCCACAACAUCUUCAGGAUGACCGAGUCACACCUGCUUGUCACCUGCGACUGCCUCAAGCUCAUUGAUCCUCAGACACAAGUCACUCGCCUCAGGUUUCCUCUCUCCAGCGUGGUUCAGUGUUCGUCCCAUCAGGACAACAAAAGGCUGUUUGGGUUCGUCCUGCAUCCAGCAGGUGGGCGGGGCGAUAGCCGGGCCGUCUGCUACAUCUUUGAGUCCAACAACGAUGGAGAGAAGAUCUGCGACAGCAUCGGUCUGGCCAAGCAGAUAGCCUUCCACUCAGAGAUGGACCGUAAAGCGGUAGAGAAGAGGAAGGAGCAGGACAAGGCCAAAGAGAAGCAGCAGGAAGAGCUCAGCAAGCAGAGACAGAUAGAGAAGGACCUGGAGGAGCAGAGUCGCCUCAUUGCUGCCUCCAGUCGUCCUGGCAACCCGCCCGCUCCUGACGGACAGUUCCUAGUUCUUAGCAACAGCCAAUCAGAAGACAGCGACGCCGGGGAGGAGGGGAAGAAACAGGGUGAGUCUGAAGCCUAACGACACUCAGAGGAUGCAUGUUUAGCCUCCCAGGCGUGUCCCAGCCGGAAGACAACAGCUCAGGGAUCAGAGGAGGGGACACCACCCGCCCGCCCGCCCGCCCGGGCUGCCUGGGGCCACAAAACAUGUGCUUCCUCUGCUGGACUGAAGCUGGUGAUGGAAGCUCUGAGAACAGAGGAUAAACCUAACGCACCCUCACUACAACAGGAGGAAACGCCUCGUCAAAGACUUUUAUUCUGUGUGUAAAAACGCUGCUUUUAUACCGACCGGCUCCAUUAUCAAGAAAAGACAAAAACACAUAUAGAUUAACCUGUAAGUCGCUGUUUUUUAUGUUUGUUUUAUAAGCGCUAACAAUGACGGCGGAGGACAUAAAGCAGAGCAGCAUGUGAGGAAUGAUGAAGCAGCAGCAUCUGAAGAAGAUGUGGGAGAAAACACACGGAGACUGAUGUGGAAAGUUUAAACGUCAGCUCAGCCUCAGCUGGUUCCUCUGUUGGUGUUGUUGGUUUAAAAAAAAGUGUCAAGUGAUAAAACAGUGAAGAAAACAGCAGCUGAUCUAUCCAGCACCUGUAAGGCACAUUUCUGAAUGGUCUCUGUGUUCCCUUAAAACACGUUAGCAUUUCCUCUGACCAUCGGCCGUGUAUGAAGAUACAUAAAGAUAAUAAUAUAAGGACAGUAAUCUCCCUGAUUUCACCAUAGUUUUCCUCAAGGUCAGUUUUGAAGCUGUGGUGGUUCUGGCCGUCACCAUCCUGGCAGCUCCUCCAAAGAGGUGAUGUUAACUCAAAGCUGCCACGCCCUUCAUUAUGCAUGACUUUAAGCCUUAAUACAAUAUAUAUCAAAUUAGCUCUAGAAGCUUAAACUUUUUGUGUACCAGGCUGUAAACUCGUAUAUAUCAGCUGUAAAGCUGUGCAUUUUAAAACGGGGUCUGUGGGGGUCGACUUGCCUUUAAAGGCGGCCUCAAGAGACAUUUGAGGAAGUGACUGACUACAUGCAGUGUUUGCAUUGAUGGUUAUGUUGUGUUGCAGCUUCUGUAUUCCUGAACUACUGUGGUGUGUUUCUGUCCUAGAAACUCACAGACAGAUCCACAGAAAAAUAUCCACAGCUUUACCAUCAAAGAUCCGAGCAGAUCAGCCUUUUAGAAUGAAUCAAAAGCUCUAAAUAAAUGAAUCAAGUGUCUCGUCACAUCGUAGCGUCUCCAGGACCGACACAUCAGCUGUUUUUAUGAGUCAGAGCAGAUUAAAGGGAACACAGAAACGGUCCAGAAAUGGAUGAAACUCAAGUGGUAAGGCUGCCUUCCACAUGGGCACAUCAUGCCCUUAGCAGGUCCAUGGCUCUCAGGCACAGAACAUGAACUAGAACAGCUCUUCCAUGGGUGAUUUGUGCACAAAAAAUGCACAAAAUUUAACUGCAGUCCAGAAAAACACUUCUCUCGUACACCAUUUAGGGACUUUGUUUUCUUCAAACCUACAGAAGUCAAUUUUAAAAUGUAGUAAAUAUCCCAAAACCUUCUAAAAUAUUAAAGCCAUUUUGUACUGCAGGAACUUAGAUGUUUGUACAUGUUCUGACUGUAGAAUGACCCUGUAGAACACCUUCCAGGGUUGUUUUGGGGGGAGAAGAUUGUACCUACUUCAGAGCAGGUCCUUCUGAGCAGCUCUGGAACAUUCCCCGGUACCUUUUUUUCUGCUAUCUCACUGAAAUCAUUAAGAGCAUAAAAUUCCCCUUACAGGCUAACACUAAAAACCUCUAUUGGUGUAGUUCCUGCAUUGUCAUACAGCUGUCCAGUGACUCCUAUUAGUCAUUAUUUUGGGGCACUCGAAGGUAACGUUGCGGUCGAAGGUGUUGGAUCAAAAAGGCAAAUUUCCUGCAGUGGAAAGCCACCUAAAAUGUCGUGUAAAUGCUAAAACGAAAUUAAUGUUUAAUAUUUCAGAGUGUAAACAGCAUCAACAAGGCUGCUCAGCCACAGUAUCAUUUCUGACGGAUGAAAUAUUUUAAAAAUCCAUGGUCCUCAGUGGUGGAUUUGUAGUAGGAUCACAAUCAUGUGAUCAUCAGCAGGCAGCUGAUGUAGUGUUCACUUGUUGUCAUGGUUACAGUGACGUUGUGCCGCUAUCUGGCAAUGAUACAGAAAUCUUUAACAAAUCUGUGGAUCCAGACUAUAAGCUGCAUCACUGAUAAAAUCUAAUCACUUGGUCCUUGUGUCAUUUCUGAGCUUCCCUGAAAACUUCAUCCAAAUCCGUGUGUCCAUUUUAGAGUAAUGAUGCUAACAGACAGACAGACGGACAGACAAACAAACCAACGGCAAUCGUUGGAGCCCUAUAGUACUCCGCAGAGCAUUCCUUGGCAGAGUAAUGAAGCUGGAAUAAGCUGAUAGGGUAUGAUAAUGAUAAUAAUAUUAAUAUUAAUGAUAAUAAUAAUAAUAGGGUUUAACUGCUACUGUUUUACCAACAUUAAAGCCACUGAAGGAGAGAACAGCUGCAUGUUUAGUAAAAUGCUGUUCAGACAAAUGAACGUCUUCACCUCGUUUGAACCUGAACCUUUGACCUAUCAGAGAUCAUUAUGUUGUGUCCAACAGUAACUCCUGCUGUUCUGUGGUUUUACUGAUGAAUGAAGCAGGUGAAGGUGGUCGAUGGUUUAAAGUUAGUGAUUUAGUGUGUCUUUCUAGUGGUCUCUGCCUGCAGAAGAAUACUGACCACUGAACUUGUAACUGUUAUCAUGAAUUAAAGCGCUGAGAUCAAAUCCUGCUCCUCCUGGUUCAGAGUUGAGCUCUGCAGUGAAAAUGGAAUGCCUCCGUCCUCCUCCAGGUGCCAACAUUAAAGGAAAGUUCUCCUUUUUUUUAGUGUCGCACAACCAGAUGUCGCCAGAUGUGGUCAUUCCUCCUGUUCGUGGUGACCAGUAACAGAUCCCCUCUGAAUACUGGUCCAAUCACAGCCUGCAUGAGUCAAAUCUAGUGGGUAUCUUCCAUAGUUCCAUAUUUUCUGGUGGAGAAUUCUCCGUCUACCUUUACUAAAAUAUUAAUGCAGUAAGUCAUGUUCUAUUAAAUUCUAUCAGUUCUUUAAGUGUUUGUUGUUCUGACACUUGGCGUCUCUACAACAGAACAGAUGUUGAGUGCAGUCAUAGAGCAGAGAGGUGAUGAGGUUGUAGAUGUCGUCUCAGUCUUCCUGAAGAGCUCAGUGAGGUUGGUGGAUAUUUUAGGAGACACAAUCAGUCAGACACCACAGGCAUCGCUGAUAGAAAUGCAAAUUUUAACCUUUUAUCCAGUCAGAAGAGAAGACUGUUUGCAUGUUGCAUUUAUGUUUUUUGUGCAAUUGAAGAAUAAACCUUUAAAAUGAGAAAAGUCUAAAUCUCAACUAAAUGUAACUAAAAUGAAAAGUUUCUACCACAUUGUUGAGUCUAAACUAAUGAGCUGUUAGAUCAGUGAGAGCUGGGUUUUAUCAUCCGCUACGUCAGGUUGUCAGAGAAAGUCUGUGAUUGAUUCCAUGGCUGAUCUCCAACCAGCCUGUAAUCUGGAUUUAUUAGUUAUUCAUCAGGCAGCAAAGUAAAAGUUCCGAUUCUAGUACUAAAAAGACUUUUAUUUAGGAGAUAUCCACCUGAGUCUCAAACUGCAGAAGACUCAGAUUUGCUUCAGAUACACGUUGGAGUGCAUCGCUCCCACUAGAAGAACACCAAUAUGAACAGAAAACACAGUUUCAGUGUCCAGUUUAGACUUAAAAGAUCCUCAACUCACCCCUUUAACGACAUUGUUUCUUCUGGUCUGCAUUUCUGCAUUUGUCAUGGAAAACACAUGAGGCCGAGUCCAGCAUCCCAUGAGCCAGAAUAGCCGCUGAAUGUUGCAGAAAAGAAAAUGCGACUUUAAACAUUCUACUGCAGAAUGAAUACCUGCAGGGAAUCAGGAUCCUGUUGCUCUGUGAACAAAAGCACAAAUUUCUCAACAAAGUCUUAUUUUCUGACUCCAUCUUCUUGCAAGAUGCUGCGUUUCUCCUGAGGUCACGGCAUUUACCAGGCAUGUGUAUGUGGGCCACUCACCUGGAGGCCUUUUCUGUUUUUUGUUGAUUAGCCUUUUUCCAGAGUGAUUCCUGGUGAUUAUCUGUAGAAACCAACUGAAGAAACUUAACCUUCUAGAUCAGUGAUGUGUGGAGACGAACAGGUCAUGGCCUCCAGGGGCCAAAAUCAACAGUUAGUGAUGAUGAUUUAGUUUUUCUCGUGUUUGCUGGGAGGAUGAGGAGAACUUGUGCUGAUGGAGCUGCACUUUACUGACGCAGGAAAACACGAUGUUGAGCUGUAAAUAUGUUUGGUGUUCCAGUGUCAUGAUUAAUAAACGGCUUUUCAGUGAUAAAUAAAAGCACUAACUCCA